AUGUCCUUGGCCUGGAACUCCUUGGUGGACUCUGGGCUCUGCAUCUUGGCGACCCGGUCGCCCUCUGAGAGGGGCUUCCGCGCCUAUCGAAAUUGGCCAGAUGGGUGGCAUGAGGAGCGGUUGGCCAACAAAGGCGUUCUCUGGGCCUUCUGGGGUGGGCCCCAACAAGGGAUGCUGGUUUUGAACACCCAUUUAUCCACGAGAGGGGCGGUAAAGCGAAAGCAGCUGGAGGAACUGUCCUGCCUUUUUGCAGAACUGCGCAGCAAGUUCCUCGCGUUCUCCACAGUGCUGGAGGUUUACAUCUGUGGGGACUUCAACAUGGAUUCUCGCAGGGACGAUUGUUUCAAAGCGUGGUACGAGGAGCUCGGUCUGCAGCUCUUGACCACACAGAAGCCGACAUGUGGAGGGGGCGGAGCUGCUUUGGACCACAUCUUCCUCUGGCGCUCCGAUGGCAAGAAGAUCGCGACGGAGGUCUCUGAUCCGAUAAAGCCCUGGGUUGGGGACUUCUGCCGGCAGGCGAGAGAUGACCUCUCAGAUCACUGCUGGCAGGGGCUUCUCGUGCGGUAG
Symbiodinium sp. CCMP2456 is the source of this 567-nucleotide messenger RNA. The record is from the annotation of a GenBank genome assembly. Lineage: Eukaryota; Dinophyceae; Suessiales; Symbiodiniaceae.